CAUCAUUCAUCAUUCAUCAUUCAUCAUUCAUCAUUCAUCAUUCGUCAUUCAUCAUCCAUCAUUCAUCAUCCAUCAUUCAUCAUCCAUCAUUCAUCAUUCUUCAUUCAUCAUUCAUGAAGAAACAAAAACAAAGCCGGGGUAGAUAUCGAGACAAGGCCUAUGCAGUGGCGGCAAGAAGACUAAUCAAAGUAUCUUACCAAGGAUCUGGUGAAACUAGUACGACGGGCUCUCGCUUUGUGUUUUACGGUGAUGCUGGUAGAGGGCAUGGUUCAAGAAUCCAGGGAAAUAUGAAAAGAAGUACUGACAAACUUCAAGAAGCCUUAGUGAAUCAUCGUCAAGUUGUUUCCACAAGUGAAUAUCGCUCCUCCAAGAUUUGCUCUUUCUGUGAUGCUCCUAUUCAACCCCCGAACAAAAGAAAUGGUAAGGCCAAUCUUGGUGUGAUUACAUGUAUCAAUCCUGAUUGUAUCUCAAGAAAAGUAUGCUGUCCAUCUCGUGAUAGAGACGCCAAUGCCGGGAUCAAUAUCUUGAAAAUCGGUUUAUAUCGUGAAUUGACUGGCGAACACCACCCAUCAUUUACAAGAUCAACAACUACAGGAACUACUUCAGCAUUCUCAUCAUCAACAAUUAUCAACAACUUUGGUUCUGCACAUCUUGAAAAGAUCAUGCGGGAUCUCCAUCCUGUGUGAUGGUGGAAUAACUUAUUUAGGGAUUUCUUCAUAAAACUUCGUCUUCAUUCUCUCUCCACCACAUUGUUUCUCUUUUUACUUUCGUACCCAUUUAUUAUUUUAUUCC
Messenger RNA from Halteromyces radiatus, 792 nucleotides. RefSeq lists its product as uncharacterized. NCBI's taxonomy places the organism in Eukaryota, Fungi, Mucoromycota, Mucoromycetes, Mucorales, Cunninghamellaceae. The transcript is spliced from 2 exons. Bases 114 to 686 code for a protein of 190 amino acids. The record is from RefSeq and is a predicted model, not a curated record.